Xyrauchen texanus (razorback sucker) is the source of this 5405-nucleotide messenger RNA. RefSeq names its product sodium- and chloride-dependent GABA transporter ine-like. The transcript is spliced from 13 exons. The coding region runs from base 556 to 2253 and encodes 565 amino acids. Gene Ontology annotation, cellular component: membrane. Gene Ontology annotation, biological process: sodium ion transmembrane transport. The record is from RefSeq and is a predicted model, not a curated record. NCBI's taxonomy places the organism in Eukaryota, Metazoa, Chordata, Actinopteri, Cypriniformes, Catostomidae.
GGUGACAUCUGUCUGUGUAAAGCAGGAAACUAUAGCUCAACUGGACUGUUUUUUUUAUUUUAUUUUUACUAUGUAACGACUUUACAAGCUGCAAAAUCAGCGAGCGUGUGUAUUCGUAACAUUUAGGACUAUAUAGACGAUGCGGGUAUCUCGUUUUAUAAUGGUGAAAUAUAUCCAUAUGCUUACACUUACCAUUUCUUUAAAUACAAAACGGGAAGGUUAUAUAAAGCGAGACUGAAUUAUGCUUAACGACAUACCGCAAAUUAUUUCAAGCGCGAGACAAUUGCAACAAUCGUCAGCUUACAUUCGUUAUACAAGUUUUCCCAAAUUAAAAAUCGCAAUUUAAUUAUUUUCAUUCUUACUCUCUGCUGCUUGAAUUUAUGGUAAUAUCUAUCUCAUUUCGUGUUUAUGCAACCCAGCAAUUAUAACAUGAAACAUUUGUAGGCUAAAUGGGAGUUGGAUCCGAGAACACAUCUAGUAAGUUUGUCUUCCACGUUGGAGAGGCAGCGCUUGCCAAGAUGACAGCCGCCAACUCUGAAGCCAUGCAGUUGGCGAAUGUUGAUCAGACAACGGAACCGAGAGGGACGUGGGGUCGGCGCCUGGAUUUCGUGCUCGCCUCCAUCGGUUAUGCGGUGGGUUUGGGAAACGUGUGGCGCUUUCCGUACCUGUGCUACAGGAGCGGAGGAGGUGAGUGCUUUCUUGAUUCCUUACUUUAUCAUGUUGUUAUUCUGUGGCAUACCCCUACUCUUCAUGGAGUUCACCAUUGGACAGUACACUCGUCUGGGGCCAGUCCACGCUCUGGCUAAAAUAUGUCCCCUCUUCAAAGGUGUGGGACUUGCCACAGUGGUCAUUUCUUUUGUGCUCUGCACCUACUACAAUGUGCUCAUGACCUGGGCCCUCUAUUACCUGGUUAACUCUUUCAACCUCUCAUUGCCAUGGCAAUCCUGCAACAACACGUGGAAUGCAGUUGGCAACUGUUCCACUGGUUUCCCUGGCAAUGCCACACAUCUGCAAUCAGCGAGUCAGCAGUUCUUCGAUCAUAAGUUGCUCGACAUGACAAAGGGGAUUGAGCAUGCUGGAGGGAUUCGCUGGGAGCUGUUUGGCCUUCUAGUUCUGGCCUGGGCCAUUGUUUAUUUCUGCAUCUUUAAAGGAGUCAAAUCCACAGGAAAGGUUGUGUACUUCACUGCUACGUUCCCUUAUUUCAUACUGUUUGCUUUGCUGAUCAAUAAUAUCCAGCUGCCUGGAGCUAUAGAUGGCAUCCUCUUCUUCCUCAUGCCAAACUGGAGCAAGCUCUUGGAAGUCCAGGUUUGGGUCAACGCUGCUGCUCAGAUAUUUAACUCUAUUGGAAUCUCCUUUGGUUCUAUGAUAUCUAUGGCCAGUUACAACAAGUACAACAACAACAUUCUCCGGGACACAUUUAUCGUUGCUCUUGCUAAUUCAGCCACCAGUAUCCUGGCCAGCUUUGUGAUUUUCUCUGCCAUCGGGUACAUGGCCCACAUUCACAAUCUGCCUGUGGAUGACAUUGCCACAGAUGGGCCUGGUCUGGUGUUUGUGGUGUAUCCUGAGGUCUUAUCCACUAUGCCCAUCUCACAGCUUUGGGCUCCUCUGUUUUUUAUCAUGCUACUCUGCCUCGGACUGGACAGUCAGUUUGCCAUGGUGGAAGUGGCUGUAACAUUCAUCAUGGAUGGUUUUGGCAAGAAAGUUUUGCAAGUUUUUAAGAGGAAGGAGCUGAUUGUUCUGGCGGUGUGCAGUACUGGCUUCCUGCUGGGGAUUCCUCACAUUUCCAGGGGUGGGAUAUAUGUGUUUCAGCUGAUGGAUCACUACACAGCAGUGGUAUCACUGAUGUUUUUGGCCUUCUUCGAGGUGUUCGCUGUCACUCUUAUAUUUGGAGUGAAACGGCUCAGUGUAAUGGUGGAGAACAUGCUGGGAAAGAAACCAAAUCUUUUCUUCCGUGUGUGCUGGCAGUUUCUGUCACCCAUGCUUGUAUUGGGUAUUCUGAUCUCCAGUAUUUUUCAGUAUAUUCCAGCUCGAUACGGUAAGUCAUACACAUACCCGGUGUGGGCAGAAGUGGUGGGCUGGUUCAUCUCUCUCUUCUCCAUCAUCUGGAUCCCAUUGGGGGCUCUGCACGAGCUCUGGACAACCAAAGGAUCUCUGCUGCAGAGGUUGAAAGUGUCCUUAACUCCGACUGUAGAUCUGGAGCCUGUCUCAGAGAAACCAGCUGUGGAGUCCAUUGCGUUGUUAACUACCCCUUAGACAGUGUCUAAGGGGUAGUUAACAACGCAUUGUCUCCACAGGGGGUGCACAGUGUGUGUGUGUUCUUAAAUGUGUUUACUGUGUUAGAGUAGCUCUGCUUAAACUGAGAAAAUAAAUACUUAAUAUGUCAAAUAUUUUUAGUUUAUUAUAUUUGAGAUUUCUGCUGAAUAGUACAAACCAUAAUAAUGGUCGCAGAAUUACAAUAUGCCAUUAAUUGUAUGGAAAUAUUUUACUAGUUUACGAGAAUAUAUUGAAAAAUAUGGGAGUAGUGGUGGUGGUGGUGUAGUGGUCUAAGCACAUAACUGGUAAUCAGAAGGACGCUGGUUUGAGCCCCACAGUCACCACCAUUGUGUCCUUGAGCAAGACACUUAAUCCAGGUUGCUCCGGGGGGAUUGUCCCUGUAAAAAGUGCUCUGUAAGUCGCUUUAGAUAAAAGCGUCUGCCAAAUGCAUAAAUGUAGUUACAAUUUUUUUAUUGUUUUUAUAAAUUACUUUUUAUGUAUUUUUUUUUACAUGUAUUUAAUUAUUUUAUAUCUUUAUUCAGAGCACUGUUCCACAGCUUUAUAAUGUACAAAGAGAACUUCUUUAAUGUUAGACAUUCAAGCUUGAAUGCAUUUUUUUUAAAUCUAAAAUAUAUCUGACAAUGUAAUGAGGGAGAGAGCGAGAUGACAAGUUUCAAAGAGUAAAUAUUGGAAAGUCUACCACUGUUAUGUGUGUGGGAAGCAGGAGAAGGCAGACGGGUGGUUUGGAUCCAAAUGCGGUUUUAAUUAUAAAUAACAAAUAAGCAAACACAAAGAAAAGUCCACGAUGGGAAAAAUUAACUCUAACACAAAAGAACACACAGCUGGUAGAAAAUCCACAAAGGGCUGGAAACAUGGGCAAAGGCAUGACAUGAAACGAUACAACGAACGACAAAGGAAAAGGAAAACAACAGGGUUUAAAUACACAGACACAAUGAAGACUAAACGAGACACAGUUGAGAACAAUGAUGAGUGCAGGCAGUGAGGGAGGCCGGGAAUUGUGGGAAUUGUAGUUCUUUAGACAAAGACAAGUGAAACAUGGAGCUGACAACAAGGAAAACGUGAUAUGGAACUGGAUAAGUGACAUGUGAAACAGAAAACACGGGGCAGACAACACGGGAACGUAACAACCACAUCUUAAGUCUACAUAUAAUAUAUCUUUUGAAACCCUUAGUUAAAGAAUUUAAAAAAACAGAAGUGAUGUUUAUAAUGUUAGGUAGAAAAUACUUCCAAAAUACUUUCCAAAAACUGUUUGGUGUCACUGCACCAAAUUCCUUCACAGAACAUCCAUGAAUUUCCAUGAAAUUCUUAUAUUCCAAGUUCUCAAAUGUAAACAUCACCUUGUUGUGGAUACAACAUGCAUUCAGAUUCUAUAGAUUAUAGAAAAGAGAAAUAUAGAAAAGCUGCUUUCUGAGUGUCAAUGAUGCAUUUGUGUUCACAGAGGAGCAUGGACUAAUUUAUAUGAACUAAAACUCACAUUUAGAACUGACAGCUUUUCGAUUACUUGUCACUUUUGCCAUUUAGUUACGAUCUUGAACAUUUACUAUGACCCAUAUUAAAACAUAUUCAAAGGUUUAACUGGCAAAAAACUUACACAUUAUAUUUGCCAAACAUCCCUGAUUUUGAAGCAAAUUGAAGAAAAAGUAAAAGGUUGAAAUGUAAAAAUGUAUGUGGCCUUUCAGACCUAUGCAUUUAGAUGUAGACAACGAUUUGACUGAAAUCAAGGUUUACAUUUAAAACUUCUUUUAAUAUUUUCCUUUAAAUUUAGAUUUUCCCAUUUAGAGUAAAAAAAUAAAUAAUAAAAAAAUACAUGUAUAAGAAAGUUUAAAAUAAAAUUCUCAGAAAAAUUUGCCAAAGAUUAUAUCAAAAUAUCUGCUGAUACCAAAAUAAGAGCAGGACAUGAAUCGAUUAUUUAUUUAUUUAUUAAUUUUUUGAGGCAUGGUAGUAUUAAAAUAGAAAUAUAAAAGUUAUUCUGCCAUGAUUUAUAGAACAGCAUAUUACAGAUUAAUCAUUGAAAAUGGUGUCCAAAAUGGAAAUAAUUCUUCAAUUGAACGAUUCUACACUGAUACAUAAUUAUCACAACCUAUUUUAAUCUUUUUGUUUUUGUAUAUCAUGAAAUCACAGCUGUUUAGAUAAAGUGUGUCCUUCUAACUACAACACUUUGCUUUUUUUUAUUUUACUCUAGUUUAAAAAACAAAAAAAACUAUUACUAUUAUCAUGUUUUGUAUUCAUAUUAUCACGUCUCCGUUUGAAUGAGUACUUUUAUUUUGUUUUGUUUGGUAAGAACAAAAUGUAGUACAGAUUGAUAAUGGUCACUUAUAUUUAAACCGUUUAUCUUUGUCGUGUUAAUCAUUUCUGUUGUAUUUUCUCUGAUUAUCUAUAAAGUUAAGAGAACCUUUUUUAUAUUUAAAUUUGUUGUGUCAUGACAGGCACAAAAAAGCAAUAUGUGGUCUCAUCUAAAUAAAAGGCAUUGUUUUGUCAUUUGCAGAUCUGUUAAGCUGCUGUGUCUGUGUCUUCCAUUCUGAUAUAAUGUGUAUUAUUAGAGUAAGAUGAAGUGUAGUACUGCAAUUUUACCGCUUGAUGACAGCAAAGCGACUGAAAGCAAGUCAUUCAUUUGUCACAUGCACACGGUGCGAAGGCUGUGAAAUGAAUUUCCUGCAACUGCCUUUUCAAAUUUAAACGUACACAGAACUAGAAAGAAGUAUAAGAGCAAAUUUAAAGAAGUUACAAUGGGUAAGAUGAACAAAUUAAUGUAUGGUUAAAAGUAUGUGGACAUCCCCUUUUAAUUACAAUUUGUAUUCCAGCCCCACCAAUAUGCAUAAAAUCAAGCAUACAGCCAUGCAAUCUCUUUCGACAAACGUUUUAAGUACAGCGUGGUGUAACAAAGAGCUCCGUUACAAUCAAUGUGGCACUGUCAUAGGAUGCAACCAGUAAAAUGUUUUUCUGAGUCUUUUGUGGAAGAACCUCACUGCCCUGAGUCCAGACCUGAACCCAACUGAACACUUCUGGAAUGCAAAUGUAAUCUCACUAAGGCUUUUAAUUGUAUCUGAAUGAGCGCAAAUCCCCACAUCUGAAGUGGAAAGCCUUCCUAGAAUAUUUGACACUUUUAUAGCAGGAAAGGGAGGACCAACAUU